CCGCCGUGGGGCACCAUGGCUGCGGCCGCCCGGCUGCGGCGGCGGCUGCUGCUGGAGGUGCCGUGGCGCUGGCGCUGCAGCCCCCGCCGCAGCGGUGCCGCCUGCCUGUCGGCGGGGCAGAUCCGCGCCGCCUUCCUGCGCUUCUUCGAGGAGCGCCACGGCCACCGCCGCCUGCCCUCGGCCCCCGUGCGGCCCCGCGGUGACCCGCGCCUCCUCUUCGUCAACGCGGGCAUGAACCAGUUCAAGCCCAUUUUCCUGGGCACGGUGCACCCCCGGAGCGAGCUGGCCCAGCACCGGCGCGUGGUGAACAGCCAGAAGUGUGUGCGUGCGGGAGGGAAGCACAACGAUCUGGAGGAUGUGGGUCGAGAUACUUACCAUCACACCUUCUUCGAGAUGCUGGGGAACUGGUCCUUUGGGGAUUACUUUAAGGAGGAGGCAUGUAGCAUGGCCUGGGAGCUUUUGACAGAGGUCUACGAGAUCCCCAGAGAUCGUCUCUACGUCACCUACUUUGGUGGAGACCCCUCGCUGGGGCUGAGCGCAGAUGAGGAGUGCAAGGACGUGUGGCUCCGCCUGGGGGUUCCUGCCAGUCACGUGCUUCCUUUCCCAUUGAAGGAUAACUUCUGGGAGAUGGGAGACACAGGUCCCUGCGGUCCCUGCACAGAGAUCCACUAUGACCACGUGGGUGGUGGCAGAAAUGCUGCAGCACUGGUGAACCAGGGCAGCCCCGAUGUAGUAGAGAUCUGGAACUUGGUUUUCAUGCAGUAUAGCAGAGAGGUGGAGGGGAAUCUCCUUCCCUUGCCGCAGCACCAUGUGGAUACAGGAAUGGGUCUGGAAAGGCUGGUGACAGUUCUGCAGAACAAACGUUCCAACUAUGACACAGAUCUCUUCACUCCCAUCUUGGAUGCCAUUCACAAGGGCUGCAGGGCACCCAGAUACCAAGGUUUGGUCGGGAAUGCCGAUGUUGGGCGUGUGAACAUGGCCUACCGCGUGGUGGCAGAUCACGUGCGCACCCUGUGCGUGUGCAUCACUGAUGGCAUCUACCCAGGCUUCUCUGGAGCAGAACUGGUGCUGCGUCGGAUCCUGCGCAGGGCUGUACGCUUUUGCUCUGAAGUUCUACAGGCUCCACCUGGGCUCCUGGCCUCCCUGGUGCCUACCGUAGUGGAAGUGCUGGGAGAUGCUUAUCCAGAGCUGACAAGGAAUGACAACCAGAUCAAGGAUAUCAUCAAUGAGAACGAGGCUGCAUUUCUGUCCUCCCUGGAGCGUGGGAGGCGCAUCAUCGAGCGGACAGUGCAGCAGAUGGAGCCCUCCACAAAUUUUCCAGCUGAAGUAGCCUGGUCUCUCUAUGGGAGUUUGGGAUUCCCUCUGGAUUUGAUUGAUUUGAUGCUUGAAGAGAAGGGAAUCAGUUUGGAUUCAGCUGCUUUUAAUGAACUUGCUCUGGAAGAUGCGAAGCGGAAGGCUGGUGGCCCACAGGCAGGACAGCCAGGGAGCACAAACACCCACCUGGACGUGCAUUCACUGGCUUGGCUGCAGGGCAGCAAGGUGCCUGCUACAGAUGACUCUCCCAAGUACGCCUACACGCUGGGGCAGCACGGGCACUAUGAGUUCAGCCCGUGCCAGGCCACUGUCCUGAUGCUGUACAGAGAUCAGUCUCUCCAUAAGGAGGUUGGGGCAGGGCAGCGCUGUGGUGUCAUCUUGGACAGGACUAACUUCUAUGCACAGCAGGGAGGGCAAGACUCUGACCAAGGCUACAUGAUGCGUUUAGGACAGCAGGAUGUACUCUUCCCUGUAGAGUCAGUUCAUCUCUGUGGUGGCUAUGUGAUCCAUGAGGUCACUGCUGUGGAAACCCUGCGUGCUGGCGACCAAGUGCAGCUCUUUGUGGAUGAGGCACAGCGCCUGGCCUGUAUGACGAACCACACUGCCACCCACCUGCUGAACUUCGCGCUCCGGCGUGUCCUGGGUGACAGCACCGAGCAGCGGGGCUCCCACGUGACAGCAGAGCGGCUGCGCUUCGACUUUGACACCAAGGGCCAUGUGACUGUGGAGCAGCUGCAGCAAGUGGAGCAAGUGGUCCAGGACCUGAUCCAGAAAAACGAGGUGGUGCAUAUGGCUGAAGUCCCCCUCACACUGGCAAGAAGAGUUCAGGGACUCCGUGCAGUGGAUGAGGGGUAUCCAGAUCCAGUGAGGAUAGUGUCCCUGGGGGUCCCUGUGGAGAAUGUGCUGACCUGUGACUCCAAGGCUGCAAUGCAGACCUCUGUGGAGCUCUGCUGUGGGACGCACCUUCUCCAAACAGGAUCUGUGGAAGACCUGGCCAUCAUCAGUGAGCGCCAGCUUGUCAAAGGCAUUAGCCGUGUCAUUGCAGUGACAGGGGGACGAGCCAAAGAGGCCCGGGAGGCAGGCCAGUGCUUGGCUAUGGAAGUGGACUCUGUCUCCCUGCGGAUGAAGCAGAGGAUCACCUCUAUUCCUGAGAUGCAGAACCUCUCCAAAGAAGUGGGCCAGUUGACCAAAGUGGUGGCCAGCACUGCAAUGCCCCAGUGGCAAAGAAAAGAGCUACAGACCAUCCUGAAAGCACUCCAGCGAACAGCCAACACAGCUGUCAAGAAACUGGAGCUGCAGCAGGGGUUCAUCUCUGCUUGCAUUUGGGGAAGAAGGGCUGUACAGGCCUCCACGUGGAGAUUUCAGGCUGAGAAAGUGGCACAAAUCUUGCUAGCAAAAUACUGCAACCAGCCUGUCAUUAUUGAUACUAUCCCAGCUGAUUCCCUCUCUAUCCUAAUGAAAGUAGUGAACCAGCUGUGUGACAAGUCUCCUGGCACCUCAGUCUUGCUGCUGAGCCCUCAGGCUUCGGGUGAGGUGCUCUGUGCCUGUCAGGUGUCCAAGAGCUGCCUCCCCGGGUUCUCUGCUGCUGACUGGGCCGUGGCCGUCUGUGCACAGAUGGAAGGGAAGGCAGGAGGCUCUCCCAUCGUGGCUAAGGGCAGUGGAAAUGCCAAAGGCAUGCAGGGAGCCCUGGCCACUGCACUGGAGUUCGCUCAGAGCAAACUGUGAUGCUUUGGUGCCAGGACAGCUGUACGCACCCAGCUGGACGCUUGAUACCAAGCAUAUAUACUCUGCCCAUCUGAAAGGAUUGGCAGCUGAACAUUGCUGCAACCACUGCCUUGGAGCACUGGACUUCUGACCAUCCAGGAGCAGCAGAGAUCCCACUGAAAGAAUGGUGCUGCCUGUUCUCAGCACAAGCUUAUGGAGAUGGAGCCUUGGAAAGCACCAGUAGCAACAGCAAAUCCUGCUUCUCAUGGAACACUGCAAAUCUUGCCACAAGACUAGCACAGAGAUUUUGUGAAAACAUGGGGAGUUGGCACUGUUAUCUUAAAGCCAUUAAAGGGUAGAGAGUAUCCAAUCACCUGA
Molecule: messenger RNA, 3396 nt
Organism: Haemorhous mexicanus (house finch)
Lineage: Eukaryota; Metazoa; Chordata; Aves; Passeriformes; Fringillidae
Gene: AARS2
Product: alanyl-tRNA synthetase 2, mitochondrial
Exons: 23
Coding region: 16-3039 (1007 amino acids)
Biological process (GO): alanyl-tRNA aminoacylation; tRNA modification
Cellular component (GO): mitochondrion; cytoplasm
Molecular function (GO): amino acid binding; nucleic acid binding; ATP binding
Source: RefSeq, a predicted model, not a curated record